AUGCGCAACUUGGUGCUGACAGCGCGGCGCGCUGGUGUGCAGGCAUGCUGUGCGGGUCCAUCGCGCCUGGCAUUGUCCACUGUGCGGCGUGCAUCGACGAGGGCCGAGGCGAAACCGAAACGACGAACCACGGUGGCCUACUCUUCGAUCCCCGACCAGGCGCUCGGAUCGGACGGUGAGCCUCUGCCACCGCUGGACGCCAUCACACCGCACCCGGUUCGAAAGCGCGUCUCGAAGCGCAAACCGAAAUCGGCCACCACCACCGCCACCCCGAACGCAGGCGCAGAGGAUGCAGAGGAGGCGGUUCGGUGGCCGCCGCUCGCCCAGUCGGUGCGCGACGACAUGGCGCGCUUCCCGCACACGAUCCUGCUCACGCGCGUCGGCGGCUUCUACGAGUCGUACUUCGACCAGGCCCCCUCGCUCGCGUCGAUGCUGGGGAUCAAGCUGGCGAACCGUCGGUGGGGCGGUCAGGACGUCCCCAUGGCAGGCUUCCCGAUCUUCCAGCUCGAAAAGUAUCUCAAGAUCCUCGUGCUCGACCACGGCCUGCUGGUGGCCAUAGCCGAGGAGUUCAGAUCGACAGAGGGCAAUGCGGUCGAGAUCGCACGCAGGGUCAACCGCAUCGUGAGCCCGGGCACGCUGAUCGACGAAAAGUUCCUCGACCCGUUCGUCAACAACUUUAUCGUCGGCAUCAGCGCCUCCAACGGCAGGUUUGGGCUUGCCUGGCUGGACGUGGGCACGGCUGACUUUAAUUCGGCCGUGUGCGGCGACUUCAACACGCUCCGGGACGAGAUCGCGCGCAUCGGACCGCGCGAGGUCGUCAUCGAUGCAGGCACCAUCCACGCCCUCGAGGGCACAUCUUCCACAGCUGGGGAUGGCCGCGAGUGCAUCGAUGUUCGAGAGCUUGUCCCCGACCCGAGCGUGUACAUCUCGCACUUUACGCCCACAUCAACACCGGACUCGGAGGACGCUGGGGUGGCGGGGCUGGAUGCGCUCGAGCGGGGGACGGUGCAGGUGUUGCUGGGCUACCUGCGCACGCGGCUGCUGGACUCCGAUUCGUCGCUCGAUGCCCUCACGCACGCGCGGCCGCUGCACCAGCGGCUCGAUUCGGCCAUGCAGAUCGAUGCACACACGCUCGCCGCGCUCGAGAUCAAAGAGGGUGCGCGCGAGGGCGGCCUGCGCGGCUCGUUGUUCAGCGUGCUUCGUCGAACCGUCACGCGCGGCGGGACGCGGCUGCUGCAACAAUGGCUCUGCCACCCCUCGACGUCGGUAGGCACGAUCGAGGCGCGGCUGGACAUGGUCGAGAUGCUGCUGCACCAGCGCGGGCUGCGCGAAGACCUGCGCACCACCCUCCGCACGGGCGCGGGCGAUACCACGCGCGUGCUCCAAAAGCUCGCAGCGAGGCGCAACGACGAACAGGACCUGCUGGAGCUGCGCGAUGCCAUCAAGACCACCACGCGCGUCACGCGGCUCCUGCACGCCGAGCGCGCCCAUGCGCCCAGAGCGGCAGCGACGCUGCAAAUGUGGGGGGAAAAGUUUACGGAUCUCGGCGAGCUGGCCACGAAGCUGGGGGAUGCGAUUGACGAGCGCGUGAUCGAGCAGCGGCUGGCGCGACAGCAGGAGAUGGCCAACGACGUGCAGGACGUUGCGGCCGAAACGACGCGCGCCAAGAUCCGCAGCCUGGCCGGUCGCAAAGCAUCCCAGUCAGGCGAGGAGGAGUUGUGGGGCGACGAGUUCGAACACCUCAUCCGACCGGCGUCGUCCAAGAUGCUGGGUAGCCUCACGCGCACGCAUCGGCAGCUGCGUCGCGCCGCACGCCAGCUCGAGGUGCAGUUCCAGCAGGCGUAUGGCGGCGACCACGUGUCGCUGCGCCACGUCAUGGGUCAGGGCUACGUGGUCCACUCGCGCGGCAAAGCUCUCUCGGCGCCAGCAUUUCACGACGGAGCGGAGGAUGUGAGCGUGCACAUCGCGGGCAAGAACCGGUCGACGCACACGUACUACGCGGCCGCAUGGACGGCGCUCGGCUCGCGCCUGGAUGCGCUGGCGAAAGAGAUGCAGGCGGUGGAAGCGGUGGAGCUCGAAACGCUGCGUCAGACGGUACUCGUUCAAGCCUCGGCCCUGCGUCAGAACGCCGCGCUGCUCGACCAACUCGACGUGUUGCACUCCUUCGCACAGGCUGCCGAGGAGUACAACCUCGUCCGACCGAGCCUGGACACUUCCACCUCGCUCACCGUUCGGGGCGCGCGCCAUUUGUCCGUCGAAAUAGGCCUGCUGGAACGAGGUCGACUCUUUACGCCCAACGAUCUGUCUCUGGACGCGGAUGAGCGCGUGCAGGUGAUCACCGGACCCAACAUGGGCGGCAAAUCCACCUUCCUACGCUCCAUCGCACUGCUCACCAUCCUUGCCCAGAGCGGAUGCUUUGUCCCCUGCCAAUCCAUGCACCUCGGUCUGGUCGACCGCAUCUUCUCGCGCAUCGGCGCCAACGACGACCUCUUCCGCGACAAGAGCACCUUCAUGGUCGAAAUGUCCGAGGUCGGCGAGAUACUCCACCGCGCCACGCCUCGCAGCCUCGUCAUCGCCGACGAAAUCGGCCGCGGCACAACCAAUCUCACCGGCAUCGCUGUUGGAUUUGCAACACUGGCCACCCUCGUAGAGAGGGGGUGUAGGACCUUGUUCGCUACGCACUUUCACGAAAUCACCGACCUGGUGGCCGAAAAUACCGACCCGGCGUUCGCAGCCGUCAGCUUCUACGCUUCCGACGUCGAACAACACGACGCCGGCUUGGUCUACAGCCAUACACUCCGACGCGGCGUCAACCGCAAGAGCUACGGCAUCCAGGUCGCUCGCAUCGCCAACGUGCCCCAACCCACACUGGAGCUCGCCCAAUCCACGCUUGCCCGUCUCGAGUCAUCGCACCACACAUAG
Moesziomyces aphidis is the source of this 2922-nucleotide messenger RNA. NCBI's taxonomy places the organism in Eukaryota, Fungi, Basidiomycota, Ustilaginomycetes, Ustilaginales, Ustilaginaceae. The record is from the annotation of a GenBank genome assembly.